Triticum aestivum (bread wheat) is the source of this 1052-nucleotide messenger RNA. RefSeq lists its product as uncharacterized. The record is from RefSeq and is a predicted model, not a curated record. Bases 236 to 466 code for a protein of 76 amino acids. Gene Ontology annotation, biological process: protein folding. Gene Ontology annotation, cellular component: prefoldin complex. Lineage: Eukaryota; Viridiplantae; Streptophyta; Magnoliopsida; Poales; Poaceae. The transcript is spliced from 5 exons.
UGGGCCGUAAUUCAGCGGCGACACGCACCGUCGUCCUCCGCUCUCACGGUCUCUUUGGUCCCAUCUCCCCGGUCGCCGCGCCGCCGUCGUCCUCCGCCCUCCCGUCUCCGCCGGACGCCACUCGUCAGAUUCGUUUCGUUCGUUUAGGCGUCGCUAGCUGCUGCUGAUUUGCCUGACUGAGGUGUACUGGAGGUCUGGAGCUGAAGCAGAGCUCCAAGUCCGGCACCGGCGAGACAUGGCUGCGGCGGCGAAGGAGGUGGACAUGAAGAAGAUGGAGCUUAUGAAGGAGGUAAGAGCGCACCAAGUCGCGAUUGGGGAGCUCAACAACCUGCCUCCAUCCAGGGCCGCGUACCAGAAGACCUGCAACAUCUUCUUCCGCAAGGACAUCAAAUCUGCCGUGGCGUCCCAACAGAAGCAACUUGAUACUGCCAAGGCAAAGCUGCAGAAGCUGGAUCAGGCAUCAUGAAGGUUCACUGCAGAAAUUUGAAAUUGCAGCCUAUGCUGCUUCAUUCAUCCACCUCCAUGAAUCGAUCCUCUCUAAUCAAGUGUCUUAGUAGUGCUAGACAACAUGCAACUUAUAUAUAUAUCUUUCUGUGUAACAAUUGUGUCGUUUCAAGCUGGUUGCUAGUUAUGAGAGUCAUUUCUUUAUGAACAUGGGGAAUGGAUAUGGGACUGUAGUGCCAUUGUACUGCGCUUUGACAAUUACUCCGCUAUCAAAGCUAUCAGGUGAAUUAUUAAAUUCAGGUGGAGUCUUGUGUGGGAACUUGUCAUUCGGUUUAGUGCUGUUAACUAGUGUUUCAUUCCAUCAUCUGAUUGCCGGUGCACUGCUAUUGAUGGAUGCGAUGAACCAAAGCAACGUUCCUCCUUUUAAUGUUCUGGAUGGAUGGUGUCGUUGGAUUAUCGGUUCUCCUCCGUUUCCCAGGAGGAGAGGAUGUUUCCAUUUCCUUUGUAGCCUGUACUCUUAAUUAAGUUGUAUGGAGAAGCAUGUAUGUACUUAGCAAGGUUGAUGGAUGGAUGAAAAAAAGGAAAGGAAGUUGGUCCAUUCAUGUCAA